Molecule: messenger RNA, 1102 nt
Organism: Asparagus officinalis (garden asparagus)
Lineage: Eukaryota; Viridiplantae; Streptophyta; Magnoliopsida; Asparagales; Asparagaceae
Product: ras-related protein RABA5a
Exons: 3
Coding region: 199-861 (220 amino acids)
Cellular component (GO): endosome
Molecular function (GO): GTP binding; GTPase activity
Source: RefSeq, a predicted model, not a curated record
CAAAAAAAAAAAAAAAAAAAAAAUCCCAGCUCACAAGCUCUGAACAAAAGAAAAGAAUCCAGAAGCCAGAGCUCGGUCGCUCUCUCUCUCUCUCUCUUCUCGUCAGGCUUCCAUUCCCAAAUCCAGAAGCCAAAGAAGUGUUAGCUAUGCUUUUCUAGAGAGAGCUGGACGAGGAGGAGCUAUUAAGAGGGCCUAAGGAUGGCAUUUGAUGGUGAAGAAGAACAGAGCCAGGAUUAUCUUUUUAAAAUUGUUAUGAUUGGUGAUUCUGCUGUGGGAAAAUCAAAUCUACUUGCUAGAUUUGCUCGGGAUGAAUUCUAUCCAAAUUCUAAGUCCACUAUAGGAGUUGAGUUUCAAACUCAGAAGAUGGUCAUUGAUGGGAAGGAGAUCAAAGCUCAGAUAUGGGAUACUGCAGGUCAGGAGCGCUUCAGAGCCGUGACAUCAGCGUAUUACCGAGGCGCUGUUGGAGCUCUCCUUGUUUAUGACAUCAGCAGACGACAGACCUUUGAGAGCGUAAGCCGAUGGCUUAAUGAAUUGCACACUCAUUCCGACAUGAAUGUGGUGACAAUUCUCGUGGGUAACAAGACAGAUCUUGCAAAUGAUAGAGAGGUGACCACUGCUGAGGGCAAGGCUUUGGCCGAGGCCCAAGGCCUCUUUUUCAUGGAGACCUCCGCUCUCGACUCCUACAAUGUCAGAGCUGCCUUUCAAACUGUUGUAAAAGAGAUUUACGACAUAUUGAGCAGAAAAGUCUUCCUGUCUCAAGAAGUCAAGAAGAACGAGUCAUCUUUGGGGAGCGGUAGAGCAGUAAUUUUACAGGAUGAUUCGAAUGAUGCAACUAAGAAAUCUGGGUGUUGUUCUUCAUAGGACCAUCAUUGUACACUUCUUUUCUUUUUUUUUUUAAAAUUUAUUUCUCAAUUCUCUUGAUUGCAUAGUCUUUUUUUUUCAUGCUUUUGUAAAGAAAACUUAUGAGCAAAAUAUCUAUCAUCGAUAAGCCCUGGCUGCACGUUUCGUCAUUGGUUCUGUAUUGGACGAGGGUCUUUGGCUGUGUUUAUGUAAGUAACAGCAGUGAUUUAGUAAUUGUUUAUCUUAUAUUUUUUCCCUUGAA